AUGUGGCACGAGGCGCGCCGGUCGGAGAAGCGCGUGCACGAGAUGAUGGACGCGGCGAAGAAGCGCGCCGAGCGCCGCGCGUAUCAGCGUGCUCGGCGCGCGGGGGAUCCGACGCAGCUGCUGCGCGUGGCGGGCUCCAAGCUUCGCCUGCUUCACCACUCCGCCAUCUACCAGUCCGCGCACCUCUCCGGCCUGUCUGCGGAGCCUCCGUUCCGCCUCAACCCCACUUCUCCCUCGCCUUCUCUCCGCCCCCGCACGGUUCCCUCCUCCCCCCUCCUUCUCUUCCCAAUUUCCCCUCGUUCCACUCUCCUCCCCUCCCCCCUCCUGUUCCCGCAGGACCUAUCGACGAGGAUGUGGUGUGCAUGCAGGCUGACUGGCCGCUGA
This is a messenger RNA of Closterium sp. Naga37s-1, 384 nucleotides long. The record is from the annotation of a GenBank genome assembly. NCBI's taxonomy places the organism in Eukaryota, Viridiplantae, Streptophyta, Zygnematophyceae, Desmidiales, Closteriaceae.